Messenger RNA from Zeugodacus cucurbitae (melon fly), 1440 nucleotides. RefSeq names its product fibrinogen C domain-containing protein 1. The record is from RefSeq and is a predicted model, not a curated record. The transcript is spliced from 3 exons. Lineage: Eukaryota; Metazoa; Arthropoda; Insecta; Diptera; Tephritidae. Bases 71 to 985 code for a protein of 304 amino acids.
UUAAUAGAAUGUGAAUUAUUCAGCACAGCUUUAGCUUAACUCUCGCUUGAAUCGGGUCGUAAAAAUUAAAAUGCUUCGCUAUUUAACAGUUAUUUUGGUAAACUGUUUAUUGUGGCUUUCCAUUGAACACGCUUGCGGUGAAUAUUUCGAUUCGAAUACGAUUUGUGAUUGCAAUUGUGAUGUGCAGGUGGAUGUCGUUAGAACGUUCCAUCAAGAAUUGCAAACUAUGCGAAAGCGAGAGGAUGACAUCUUGAGGGAAAUAUCGCUGGUUCAAACAAAAUUGCAAUCGGUCGACAAACACAAUGGUGGUGGAAAACCGAAGCCUUCAAGCUGUGUGGAAGCAGCAGCGGGGAGCUUCAAAAGUGGCAUAUACAAUAUAAAAUUGGACAAGUUUAGUGCCACGCCGUUCGACGUGUUUUGCAACGAGGAGACGGACUACGGCGGUUGGUUGGUUAUUCAGCGGCGCGUUAGUGAUUCCGUGGGUUUUUAUAGGGGUUGGCAAGAGUAUAAGAAAGGAUUUGGGGAGCUGGCUGGAAACUACUGGAUUGGAUUGGAAAAGCUGCAUGCGCUCACCAGCAGUUGUCAGCAGGAACUGUAUAUCGAAUUACAAAAGCUUAAUGGUGACAGUUAUCACGCGCGCUACACGGAAUUUUUAAUCGGCAGUGAAUCUGAGGGUUAUCCUCUUAAAGUGUUGGGCAAUUAUACAGGAACUGCUGGCGAUAGCAUGAUAUUUCACGUGGGUAUGAAGUUUACCACACGCGAUAGUGAUAAUGACAAUGCCCCCCAAGGUAACUGCGCUAUAGAUUACAAAGGUGCUUGGUGGUUCGAUAGGUGCUUUACAAGUCAUCUCAAUGGAAAGAGGAUCCAAGACAUGAACUGGAAUACCUUACGCAAUAUGGAAGCAUUAAAAUCGGCGUUAAUGAUGAUACGCCCUACAGAUAAAUGUUUAAGGCGUCUCUCUCUGAAGAAGGAUUUAUACCAGUAAAAUUGAAUGAUUAAAGCUACUGUGCAAUUACUUUAGAAUGAAAUCUCGAAUUGAAUAUUCACCAUUAUUUGACAUUAAAUGCUGACAAGUAUGACAUGCUACCUAUGACAUGACGAUUAUGACACACUCUCAAUAUUGGAAGGCACAAAAGUGCACAUCUUCCCUUCUCUUUCUCGCUCAAUUCACCUGGCUUCGAAAUUUACAAAAUAUUCUCCCGUCAUUUAUUUAUUUUGUGAUUAAAUUUACAACUUCUUGUAAUAAUUUUUUCUCAAAAACGCUACUGAAAAUAAAAAAUUACUACUGAAAGCGUAUAGGUAAAUACCAGAAGGGAAUAACAAAAGAAACAAAGCUUUUAGGCUAUAAACCCGGAUUUAACCCCUUUUUAUAGCACACAUAGUAUGUAGAAUGUUUUGCGUUCUACAUUGUCUUGUUUUCUUUUUCAAAUUUAGCUAUCA